AACGGCGAGCGCCCGCACAGGGGUCUCCGCACGGCCGCCUUCCUCCGAGCUCGGCAGUGGCGAAGCGGAGCCGCCGAGGCUCUAUCCUUCGAUCGAGGACGAGAGUGGAGCAGACAGAAUGUGGAAUUUGGCCCGUGUGGCGUGGAAUCUGCGGCAGUCUCGGAGACUGUCCUUUGCGAUUCCGCCUUCCAUCUCUGCCACUCAAAUCGAUCCGUCGUUCUUUAAGCGGGGUUUGCCUUUCACCACAUGUAAAGGUUUUUCCACCCUCGAGACUCAAGAAAGUGGAGGCCUGAUUCCGUCGGAGUUACUAACAAAGAAGAGUGUUCUUAGGCCAGAUCGUGAUAUAGGGCAAUAUGCAGACUUAGUUACUAGAGUGACAAAUUUUCAUGGUGAGGAUAAGGGCUUCAUGGUUUUGGCUGGUGAUGUUUUCGAUGUGCCUAUUAGGAAGGAUAUUAUCCACCGUGUUGUAAGGUGGCAGCUUGCUAAACGACAACAGGGUACACAUUCGACAAAGACUAUCAGUGAAGUAAGUGGGACUGGUAGGAAACCAUACAGGCAAAAAGGAACUGGAAGAGCUAGGCAUGGGACUUUGCGUGGACCUCAGUUUAGGCAUGGUGCCAUCAUGCAUGGGCCUAAGCCACGAAGUCAUGCAAUUAAGCUGCAAAAGAAGGUUCGGCGCUUGGGAUUGAAAAUUGCAUUGUCGGCUCGAACAGCUGAAGGCAAGCUUAUAGUUUUCGAGGACUUGGCAUUACCUAGCCACAAGACAAAGAAUAUUGUCAAUUAUGUUGCCCAGAUGGAAAACACGAAGAAGGUUUUGUUGGUGGAUGGUGGUCCUAUAGAUGACAAGCUGAAGUUGGCGACAAGAAACCUGCAUUAUGUGAAUGUACUGCCUUCAAUUGGACUGAAUGUCUAUAGCAUCUUGUUGCAUGACAUGCUCGUGAUGACUCAAGAUGCUGUUAGCAGGAUCGUUGAGCGGAUGCAUACGCCCAUUAACCGCUGAUGCAAUACCAAUUAGAGAAGGAACUUCAUGUACCUUACCAUUGCAGGAAUUUUAUGGAUGAAAUAAACCAUGGCUGACAGGGCGUCAGUUAAAUUGUUCUUAAAUUUUUUACUUUCAACUUGCCUAGUCUGCUGUACUGUCACCAUCCACAUUGUCAAGCUGGCUUAGCAAAAGGAACUUGACCUGCCAUAUGUGUGUGCUAGGUUAGCUUGAGACUUCCGAGAUGGGUUUAAGCUUGUUGUAGAUGCCUAAUGGUUGGUAGAUAAGAAGUGAUUUACUUUGUAAACUGCUGCUGUUAUUUCCACAUUAUUGAUGUAGAAUGAGGGUAUUUUUUUGGUA
Musa acuminata AAA Group (dessert banana) is the source of this 1339-nucleotide messenger RNA. RefSeq lists its product as uncharacterized. The transcript is spliced from 7 exons. Bases 119 to 1000 code for a protein of 293 amino acids. The record is from RefSeq and is a predicted model, not a curated record. Lineage: Eukaryota; Viridiplantae; Streptophyta; Magnoliopsida; Zingiberales; Musaceae. Gene Ontology annotation, cellular component: ribosome. Gene Ontology annotation, biological process: translation. Gene Ontology annotation, molecular function: structural constituent of ribosome.